Silurus meridionalis is the source of this 4594-nucleotide messenger RNA. It is a transcript of the gene rbm27, whose product is annotated as RNA binding motif protein 27. Gene Ontology annotation, cellular component: nucleus. Gene Ontology annotation, biological process: mRNA processing. NCBI's taxonomy places the organism in Eukaryota, Metazoa, Chordata, Actinopteri, Siluriformes, Siluridae. The record is from RefSeq and is a predicted model, not a curated record. Gene Ontology annotation, molecular function: RNA binding; metal ion binding.
AAGCAGCCCGCGGUGCCGUGAGGAAAGCUCGUCUGUCUGAGGCCUGAACCUGAGCUCCAGCAGUAGUGUACUGAUGAUGAAGAGCAGAUCCGCGGCCGCACAGCAGGAACUCUCGGUUUAGUCCCUGCAGGUGUGAGUGAGCUCCAGCACGAUGAUGAUAGAGAACGUGGACGCGCUGAAGUCGUGGCUCGCUAAACUCCUGGAGCCGAUAUGUGACGCUGAUCCUUCUGCUCUGGCAAAUUACGUUGUUGCUUUGGUGAAAAAAGACAAACCUGAGAAGGAGCCGGCGCUGUGUGCUGAUCAGCUCGACGUCUUCCUGCAGAAAGAAACCACUGGCUUUGUGGAGAAACUCUUUGAAUGUCUUGCUACCAAAAACUACCUGGGAAAUCCUCCUGCUAAAGAACUUCCUAAAGAGGAGCUGAAAGCUCUGCCUCCAAAACCUGCUGAAGCUGAAGAGGCAGGUCAUGUGGAGGAUGAAAAGGAAAGCCGAAGAAGAAGAAGUCCACUGAAGAAUCGUUCAGACUUUAAUGAAUCCAGACAUGCAGAUUUACCCGGACACCACCUCGGUUACCAUAGAAACGACCCAAACAGGAGUUUUUUUAAACAGUGUGUGAUGCUCCGCCCCUUAAACACAAGAUGCGCUUCACCCGGUCCCAACCAGAUAACAUCAUUACCGAUGCUGUUCUGCAGAAAUCGGGACGAUCGGCGGAGAGACGAGCGCAGAAGGAGGGAGCCUGAGCGCCACGGGAAGAGCAGCGAGAUGUACAGAGAGAGAGAACGGGAACGAGAGAGAAAUGAGCGAAGGAGAGCAAGCUCACGGGGUCGCAGUCGCAGCAGGAGUCGCAGCAGUAGCAGAGGGAAGAGCAGAGACCGAGAACAAAGACGAGAACACAGGUCUAAAUUCGAGCAGGAGCGGAAAGAGCCGGAGCCAUACACUCCGUUAUCAUCGGGUCCUUCAGGGAAACCUCAGCAGCAGUCACUACAGCUCCCCCUGCUCCCUCUGCCCCACCCUCACUCUCCGUUUCACCCCUCGGGCAAUCCCAGCAUCCCCAACGCCGUAACGGCUCACCUGCCCGACAGCACCACUGAGAACUGGACCGCUUACUACUCUAACCAUGGCGAUGGGAAGAUCGGCACUUUGAAACACCGCUGCCGGGAUUACGACGAGAAAGGGUUCUGUGUCCGUGGUGAUCUUUGUCCCUUUGACCAUGGCAACGACCCUUUGAUUGUGGAUGAUGUCGCCCUGCCCACAAUGAUUCCCUUUCCUCCCCCCGGCAUGCCCCCCCCUUCUCGCAUGCCCCUUCCAAUGCCUCCCAUGGCCGAGCCUCUUCCCGUUUUGCCCAUGCCGAUCCCGCCCCACGGGCAGCCCCCCCCACCAGGCAUCUACCCCAUGGCAGGACCUCCUCUUAUCCCAGUCAGUGGGAUGGAGACUCCACCCCAUGCACGGACGAGCACCUCGUCUCCUCUGGCUCCACCUGGAGUAAACCCACCUCUACCUCUUCCUCCUCUACCUCCUCCUUCUUCCUCUGCUAUUUCUUCUGCUUCUCUACAUCCUCAGUACACUCUGUCUGAAUACAGUUAUGAUCCUGAAGCAUAUAAUCCAGAAUCUCCAGCCAUCACCGGGGCGGGCCGAGCUCAGUACCGGCAGUUUAUUCCUCGCAUUCAGACCCAGAGACCCAACCUGAUCGGCCUCACCUCAGGAGACACACAGAGCUGCAGAGCUGCAAACAUCGUAAUUCAGACCGAGCCUUUGAUAACCAGCGUCUCGUGCGGUGAGGUGAGACACAGUGUGGAGCUCGACAGCAGGAAGAGAUCUCUGGAGCCUCUGGAGGGGCCUCAGGCCAAAAAGCCCUGGACAGAGAAGCAAAACUUUAAUAAUCAGCACAAGCCGUCCUUCCCCAAGAAGAAUCACUAUGUCAACACCAAACUGGAAGUUCGCAGAAUUCCCCGAGAUCUUAACAACAUAACCAAACUUAAUGAACAUUUCAGCAAGUUUGGGACCAUCGUGAAUAUCCAGGUGGUGUUUGGUGGCGAUCCGGAGGCGGCUCUGAUCCAGUACACAGCUAAUGAUGAGGCGCGGAGAGCGAUCUCCAGCACAGAGGCUGUGCUCAAUAACCGCUUUAUCAGAGUCUACUGGCACAGAGAGAACACCACGCAGAACCAGGAGCAGAACAGCAACCAGAGCUCCAGCCUCAGCACACAGAUACACCCUGUACAUAAGGUCAUUAAUAAGCCACACACACCUGGGGCCUAUGUGCUGAAUAAGAGCUUCCCAAAACAGCAGAGUACCUCUGGAACCGGACCUGCAGCCAGUCUGGACCUGCUCAGUCCCGCCCCAGAGUCCUCACUGGCCGUCACUCCAGCUUCUGCAUUACAGAAAGGAUUUUACUCACGCACAGUGUUUAAACCCGUCCCAAAGGCACUGGGAAAAACUGCCAAAGUUCUGGAGGAUCAGGAUGUUCUGAAAAAGAAGCAGGAGGCGCUGAAGCUGCAGCAGGAUAUGAGGAAAAAGAAACGAGAGAUGCUGGAAAAGCAGAUAGAGUAUCAAAAAGUGUUGAUAAAUCGCCUAGAGAAAAAUCGUGGGAUGAAGCCAGAGGAGAGAGCAAACAUUAUGAAAACCUUGAAGGAGCUCACAGAGAAGAUCUCUCAGCUGAAGAAUGAGAUCAGCAACAGCAAUGUGUCUCAGUCUUCUGGCAACAGCACCCAGCCCAAAACCAAGACAGAUGCACAGAAGGAGCUGCUGGACGCAGAGUUGGACUUCCACAAGAAGUUGACCACAGGAGAGGACACUACAGACCUGAAGAGGAGACUGGGUCAGCUGCAGGAUGAGGCGAAACGGUUAGGACUGUUACCCGGAGGCCGAGCGAAGCCACUGCUGAGCACGAGUCGAGGACGAGGGCGAGGCAGAGGCAGGAGCGGAAGAGGCAGGGGAGCUCCCAGUCACAUGGUGGUCGAUCACAGACCUCGUACCCUCUCUAUUCUGGGAGUCACACAGGAGGAAAAGGAGGAGCUCAGGCCACACUUUGUGAAAUUUGGAGAGAUUGAAGAGCUUCGUGACCAAGAUGCUACCAGUGUUGUGAUGACCUUCAAGACUCGCAGUGAAGCAGAGAAUGCUGCAAAUCAGGGGGCAAAGUUCAAAGGGCGGAUUUUACAAAUCUCCUGGUACAAACCUAAAACUCUGUCUGUCACCACUGAACCUGAGGAAGAGGAGUCAAAGGAAGAGGUUGAUGUGGAGUCAGUGAGCCCUUUCUUGCUGCCAGAGGAGGAGGAGGAAGAUGACGAUGAAGAUGAUGAUUAUGAGAGUCGCUCAUGGAGGCGAUGAGAGCAGAAGCAGGGAUGCUGAAGCUCUGCCUCAGUGUGUAAAUCACAGCCUUUUUAAAAAAGCUUAUUUAAAUCCAUAAAGCAUUUUGUUUUCAGUAUUUUAAGAGUUCAACUGGAAAGGACUGAAGUGUGAUGACACUCACUGUUAAAGACGUCUAGACAGUGUGUGUGUGUGUGUGUGUGUGUGUGUGUGUGUGUGUGUGUAAUUUACUUUCACUGAGAUGCAAAUAGUUAACCCUAACUAAUAUUAAAUAUUGUUUCACUGUGAUUGAUCUGAUAUCAGUUCUAUGUAGAUGAGCGAUUGUGUGUAGGAGAGAGAGAGAGAGAGAAAGCGAUUGUGUGUAGGUGAGAGAGAAAGAGAGAGAAAGCGAUUGUGUGUAGGUGAGAGAGAGAGAGAGAGAGAGAGAGAGAAAGUGUGCGCCAGUUUGGUCUAAACACAUUCAUCAUUAUUCCCCUUUUAUCUUCUAGAUUUUUGCUGCCACUUGAUGUAAAUAUAAACUCAGUGAUGUGUUUGUGUGUGUGUGUGUGUGUGUGUGUGGGGGGUGUAUUGGGGUUAUUGUCGAGUUGUGUUUAUUCAUCUGAAACCAAAAAGAGUUUUGGAUUGUGAGAGAUGAUGAUGAUGAUUUGUGGAGAGAAGGGGAACACUGGGGUGGUUUGAGUGUUGAUUUGGAUUUAUUUUUUGGCCUUACUCGAUCAGUGGACAGCAAACUUUUUACAAGAUUUCUGAUUAUUUUUUGUACAUUUUGUAAAUGGUUGCUAUAGUAACGACUGUUUGCUUUAAUUAUUUUAGCCAUUAGGAUGAAUGGCACAUUGUUCAGAUUCUUCACUCGCAAGAGUGUUUCAUUUUUUUACACUUGUAAAAUAAAAAUUGCUGCAUAUAGAGAUUAGGACAUUUAGGUAUUAGAAGUCAAAUCUUCUAUUUUGUUUUUGAAAAGUUUCACAGUUUUAAGAUUGUCAGUUAAAUUUCAGACAGGAUGAAGUUCUUGGUUUGGUUUUUGUGUAAUUUUUCUUCUACACCAUGGUUGUGUAAAACGUUUACUGUAAACUGAACUUUAAUAUUGUUUAUAUAUUUGAGGCUUGAUAGAUGUAUUUUUCUUUUUUUCUGCUUGUAAAAAUGGAUUUGAAACACUCAGUUACUUAUUAAUAAAGUGAAUGGAAUGGCGGAAAUCUAAACAAAGAAUAAAACAAGAAAAUUGGUUUACGUAAAAAUAAAGCCACCACCAAAAAAAUAAAAAAGAUUUGAUAGUCCAUUCCAACAAUAACCUUCUGAAAA